Molecule: messenger RNA, 825 nt
Organism: Neurospora tetrasperma FGSC 2508
Lineage: Eukaryota; Fungi; Ascomycota; Sordariomycetes; Sordariales; Sordariaceae
Exons: 2
Coding region: 1-825 (274 amino acids)
Source: RefSeq, a predicted model, not a curated record
AUGGCACCCAAAAGAGCCCUUGACGAGGGCCCGACAACCGGCGCUCCGGAUAAGAAAAAGGCCAAGCAUGGCUUCCGUGUUGGCCCAGAGAACCUCCCAGAUGGAGCGUGGAAGCGCAAAGUCACCAAGAUCAAGAGGGAGCUCAUCACCAAGGCCAAAGUCAAGAAGCAAUACGCCAAAAUCAAAGCCCAGAAAGAAGCCGAAGCCCCAGCUGCCUCUAGUGUCCCCGUCGGUCCCGUUCUAGAUGCCCACGUCACCAUGGAGGACGACAACAGCAACUACAAAAUUGACAACGAGGUAGAGAGAGAUGUAGACACCCCCGCGCCAAUUCACCCUUCGCGGCAAAUCCUCCUCGAGAAAGGCGCCGCUGCCAAAGCAGCUAGAGCCGAACAACAGAAACCUAGUGAAGAAUCGCACAACGAGAAUGAAGAGAAUGCCAACGGAGGAGAAGAACAAAAAGAGGUCCAACGGACAACAACGACAACAAUAACCACAACUACCACCCAGGAAGACGAUGACGGUGUCUACAUUCCCCCACCCAUGGACCCAAACAUGCACCCCUCGCGCCUUCCCAAACGCCACCGCAAACCGAACUACUACGAAAAAGAGCUAGCGCUCGCCGAGAAGAAGAAGAAGCAGGCGGAAGCGCGGGCGGCCGAGAUUGCGCGGCGCGAGGAGGAGAAGCGCCAGCGUAUCGCUGAAAGAGAAAAGUAUCGCAAGCAGAUGGCCAAGGCGAGGCAGCCGGGAGCGAGGGAUGGGAAGAUGAAGCUUGGAAGGCAGGGAAAUUUGUUGUUGGAUAAGGUCAAGAGGAUUGUUGGACAAUGA